GCGUGUGCGCAUGCUCCGUGCGCCGGGUCGAGCUCUGGGCGGCGAUACCAGACGCCUCUGCUCCAGUUCCCGGUGAACCGCGACUCCGGUGGCAGCUGUUAGUGUCGACGGGGUGUUGGCGUGAGGCAGAGCUGGGCCAGCGGGAGGUAGCUCUUCGGAAGUGGAAGGCCGGUAUUUCUCUACCUGCACCGCACGCUCCUCUCGUUAGGAGGGCAGAGCUCAAGAUUUGCUUUGAGGUCACAUUGUUAAGAAAUAUGGAGUCACCUUUGAUAACUUCACCUGGGAAAGAGAGCCUUCUUUCUUAUUAAAAAAAAAACAUAAGGAAAACAAAUGACCAAAGGAAUCUUGCCAAAUGCGAACUCAACAUCUUUUUGUAUCAUCUGCUUUUUAAGUCAUCAAGACAAAUGGCUUGUUCUUUAAAGAAAAUUCCUUGUUCUUCAACAUUGCUUUUAGCAGUUUAAAAAGUUUUUUUUUUUUACCUUAACUCUACAACUUUCAUAAAAUUUAACACAUAAAAAACUUGAAGGCCCUGUUUAAAAUAGCUUUCUGUUUUAGAACUACAAUGUUUGUGUACCCUAUUUUUGCUUGACAAAGUCGUCAAAAAUUUACAGCAACAGGAAAGAUAUGGACUUGGAAACUUACAUUAUUGUAAUUGACUGCAUUGAAUUUAAGUGGACCAUUCAAGACAUCAUCCCUUUUAUCAUCAGAAAUAUCACAUAAAUAUAUAAUUCUUAGCUUUAAUGUAAACAGAAUUUCUUGAAAAUGGCAUGGGUAAAAUUCUUACGGAAACCUGGUGGCAAUCUUGGAAAAGCUUAUCAACCUGGAAGUAUGCUAUCCCUAGCCCCUACCAAAGGCUUGUUAAAUGAACCAGGACAAAACAGCUGCUUUCUUAAUAGUGCUGUACAGGUUUUAUGGCAAUUGGAUAUAUUCCGAAGAAGCUUGCGGGUUCUAACUGGACAUGUUUGUCAGGGAGAUGCCUGUAUAUUUUGUGCAUUGAAGACAAUAUUUGCACAGUUUCAACACAGUCGAGAAAAAGCACUUCCUUCAGAUAACAUAAGACAUGCUCUAGCAGAAAGCUUCAAAGAUGAGCAGCGAUUUCAGCUGGGCCUUAUGGAUGAUGCUGCAGAGUGCUUCGAAAAUAUAUUGGAGAGGAUUCAUUUUCAUAUAGUGCCAAGCAGAGAUGCAGACAUGUGUACCUCUAAAUCUUGUAUCACUCACCAGAAGUUUGCCAUGACUCUGUAUGAACAGUGUGUGUGUCGUAGCUGUGGAGCGUCAUCAGAUCCUCUACCUUUUACAGAAUUUGUGCGGUACAUUUCUACAACAGCCCUAUGCAAUGAAGUGGAAAGAAUGAUGGAAAGGCAUGAACGUUUUAAGCCUGAUAUGUUUGCAGAAUUGCUACAAGCAGCAAAUACAACUGAUGACUAUAGGAAAUGUCCUAGUAACUGUGGCCAAAAAAUAAAAAUUCGUCGUGUUUUAAUGAAUUGCCCAGAGAUUGUUACAAUUGGUUUAGUCUGGGAUUCUGAGCAUUCUGACUUGACUGAAGAUGUUGUUCGGAAUCUAGCAACACAUCUUUAUCUUCCUGGGCUUUUUUAUAGGGUUACUGAUGAAAAUGCCAAAAAUAGUGAACUUCACCUUGUCGGGAUGAUCUGCUAUACCAGCCGACAUUAUUGUGCCUUUGCUUUUCAUACCAAGAGUUCCAAGUGGGUAUUUUUUGAUGAUGCAAUGGUGAAGGAGGUUGGAACUAGAUGGAAGGAUGUGGUCUCCAAGUGUAUCCGAUGCCACUUCCAGCCACUGCUUUUGUUUUAUGCAAACCCAGAUGGCACAGCAGUUUCUACUGAAGAUGCGCUUAGGCAGGUCAUCAACUGGUCACAUUAUAAAUCUGUUGCAGAAAAUAUGGGAUGUGAAAAGCCCAUAAUUUAUAAGCCAGAUAAUUCAAAAGAGAAUGGAUUUGGUGAUCAGGCAAAACAGAAAGAAAAUCAGAAAUGUCCAGCAGAUAAUAUUUCAUCACUUAAUCGGAACCACAUUCAAACAAGUGGCAGAAGAGGGCUAAUUAAGUUAAGUCACAAUGAUCAAAGGGAAAAAAUAAAAGACAUUUCUAGAGAAUGUGCUUUAAAGGCCAUUGAACAGAGAAACUUACUUUCUUCACAAAGGAAGGAUUUGGAGAGGGGACAAAGAAAAGAUUUGGGCCGACAUAGAGAUUUUGUUGAUGAAGACCUUCCACACUUCAAGUCUGGAUCACCUCCUGCCCCAAAUGGCUUUAGACAGUAUGGAAAUCCACAGCUAUAUCAUAGUCAAGGAAAAGGACCAUAUAAACAUGACCGAGUUGCCCAUCAGAGUCGAGCUUCUGCACAAAUACUGAGUUCAAGUAAAUCCCAGAUUCUUGCUCCAGGAGAGAAAGUAACUGGCAAAGUUAAGAGUGACAGUGGCACUGGAUAUGAUACAGACAGCAGCCAAGAUUCUAGGGAUAAAGGAAGCAGCUAUGGUGGCUGCAGUAAAAACCGGAACCGAGGUUGGAAACCCAUGAGGGAAACAUUGAAUGUUGAUAGCAUUUUUAAUGAAAGUGAAAAAAGGCAACAUAGUCCAAGACAUAAAUCAAGUAUCAGUAACAAACCUAAAUGUAGCAAAGAUCAGAGUUUUGACAAUUGGCCAAAGGAGAACCCAAAGCAAAAAUGUUUAAUGACCAUAUAUGAAGAUGAAAUGAAGCAGGAAAUAGGCAGGAGUUCCCUUGAAUCAAGUGGAAAAGGGGCAGAGAAAAAUAAAGGCCUCAAAGAGACUAAAGUUCACGGAGACAAUUGGCAGAUGCAGAGGACUGAGUCUGGAUAUGAAAGUAGUGAUCAUGUCAGUAAUGGAUCUGCUAAUUUGGAUUCACCUGUUAUCGAUGGAAUUGGUACAGUAAUGGAUGUCAGUGGUGUCAAAGAAACAGUAUCCUGCAGUGACCAGGUUAAAACAAGCAACCUAAAUAUAGAAUAUAUCAACUGUUCUUCCCAACAGAGCAAAAACUACUUAGAAGGCUUCAGAAAAGAACUCAAGAAUUUGGAAGUAGGCUGUAAAUCUCCUGAGUUCCACCCAGAGUCACAUCUACAAAUAAAAAAUCCUUUGAUAAAAAGGUCACACAUACAUGAAGCCAAUGGAAAGUUGUUCCCUUCAUCAAGUCCGCAGAUAAUCAAGGACAAUGGAGCAAGAGAGCAUAUCCACCAGUCAAGUGAACAGAAACUUGAAACAUCAAGUGAAUGCAAGUUUUCUGAGUGGCUUAAUACAGAAAAUUCUGAGAGAACAGGUUUACUUUUUCACAUUGAUGAUAAUUCUGCCUCUGGAAAGAGAAUGAACAGUAACGAAACAGUCUCACCAUCUUCAUUCUGGUCCUCACACGUGAGACCUGUUGGGUUAAAGCCAGAAACUGCUCCCCUCAUCCAGCAACAAACUAUGAUGGAACAGUGUUGCUCUGAGAACUCUCUGUCCAGGGAACAUGUAAUUCAGUCAGCCUGCAGAUCUGAUGGUCAGAUGCCAAAACCUGUUAGCCAUAUUCCGCCUCCUUUGCCACCAAAGAAAUAUGCUAUAACCAGUGUGCCACAGUCAGAGAAAAAUGGUCCCACACAUAAUGUCAAACUUACAGAGACAUUUAAAGUUAAUUCUUCUAGUCUUCCAAAGCAUAGUUUAAGUCCAGAUUCAGAACCAGGUUCAGAAGUGGGUACAUAUAUGAAUGAUGAAAGACUUAAGGAAACAUUUCAAGUAAAAGAGCAUGUUGGCAACACACCAAACUACCUGUCCAGCUUUUCAGCUAAAGAUUUUCAGGCAGACUUAGGUACAGUUGUUGAUGCAUUUUGCCACCCAGAAAUAGACUCUAGUUCUGCGUGUCAAAAUGAGACCAUUUCAUUAACUACCUAUUUUUCAGUUGAUAACUGCAUGACUGAUACAUACAGACUGAAAUACCAUCAGAGACCCAAGCUCUGUGUUCCAGAGAGCAGUGGUUUUUGUAAUGAUAAUUCACUAUCCCAGAGUGAAAGAGGACUAGGACCCAUGUUACACAAUAGUCUUGGUUCAAACUGCCCUUCUGAGCAAAGAUAUAAACCUAGUAUACAUUGUAGUAGAUAAAUGAUGAAACUGGUAAGCUUAUACUUCUCAGAGGCCAUUAAAAUAUAAUAAGAAUUGACUGACCAAACCUGGUGAUAUACGAUACACCAUGGCAUUUUUAAAGUCAUUAAUCACUUUAACUUUCUAUAUAUAUUUUUUAUUUUGUGAUCAACUUAUUGGAUAUUUUAGAGAUUCCCUUUGAAUAGCCUUGGUGUGUCUGCAAAAUAGAAAAUCAGGGCAUAUGCAAAAAGUCACUGCUGCAAUCGAAUCAAAUUGUAAUUUGUUCCUGUAUGUGUGGCUGGCAGACCCAUAAGUAUUAAACUAACCAAUACUCACAUAUGUAGAUUGGUAAACUAUGCUAAUUGAAAAAUACCAGGUGAUACAUAGUUUGUGUAGGCAAAGCAGUAUUUGCUUUAUGAAGAAGCACUUUCUAAUGGGUAAGGAACCAAAAGCGGGCUUCUCCCAUUUGUUUUUGACUUCUGUGAUAGUCUACUACAUGCAAUCCCUUUAAGUGUCUUAAAAAAAUAUCAACCCAUAAAAUUGUAAGCAUUUGAAAAAAAAGCCUUAGCGAUAAAGCAAUUUGUAAAUUAAAUUCUUAAGGUCAGAACAGAAGAAACUUAAUUUUGCUCCUAGAACUUUUAGCUACAGAAUGCCUAAUUAACAUAAAUUAGGACUUUGUCUUUUGUAUGUAUUCAUAAACUUCAGCCAUGUAAGCUAAAAAUAAGUAAAAUUCUUAACUUUAGUAUAUUUAUUUGUUAACAUUUUUUCUAAUUUUAUAUGAAAUGUGAAAGGUUUUAUUUUGGUUUAGUUUACAUUGGGCUGCUAAUAACCAGUGUUAGGAAUUAACUUCGGGCCCUCUUCUUGGGAAUCUCACUGUGACUGCCUAAAUUUCCCCUGCUGUAAUCUUAUGCCUUUAUAGGUUGUCAACCCAUUUUAGUGACCUUCAGAUUCUUGAAUUAAAAAAUAUUUCUGGGUUUCUAGAUUGAAUUGCUACCUUUCAUAGAGGGUUUAAUUUUAAUGAAAUGUAUUAAUAUGAGCAACUCUCCCAUUUUCCUACUAUAAACAGCCAUUUUACCUUAACUACUUUCAUUUUUAACUAUUUUAAAAAUAAAGGAGAUUUCUAUGAUCUUGGUGACCUUGUAAAUUACUUUAAUUGCCUUAUUUCAUUAGUUGUCAUUUUGUUUUGUACUAAGUUGGUAAACUUACUGUG
Molecule: messenger RNA, 5281 nt
Organism: Hyaena hyaena (striped hyena)
Lineage: Eukaryota; Metazoa; Chordata; Mammalia; Carnivora; Hyaenidae
Gene: USP53
Product: ubiquitin specific peptidase 53
Exons: 16
Coding region: 763-4092 (1109 amino acids)
Biological process (GO): response to auditory stimulus; protein deubiquitination; sensory perception of sound
Cellular component (GO): cell-cell junction
Molecular function (GO): cysteine-type deubiquitinase activity
Source: RefSeq, a predicted model, not a curated record